AUGUCAGACUACCAAGAAUACAAUGCAGAAAUAGUAUUAACAGGAACCCUGCCUAGUCCAAGCGAUAACAAGAAUGUUGGGGCAGUGCUUUCAAACUCACAGCUACGUACACUAUCAGUGGCGAGACUAGUGCUCUACAGGGAAUUCUUCAAGGUUCUCCUGGUUGAUGAGCCUCCAGAGGAGGAAUCAGGGGCGUCUAAAACUGCCGACGUCCCAAUAUAUGAUUUAAUCAAGACACACUUCCAGCAUUGUACAACAUUUAUUGCGGCACAUGAUGUUGACGUUUUGCGUCUCUGCACUUCAGUUUGGGUCUUCCAUAGCGGCUUCCUUAUUAGGACCUGCAAAACUGAGGAUAUUGUAGACAGUAGUUCACUAUCAAAAAUUGUAGAAGACUGCGUUACCACACACACUUAA
Molecule: messenger RNA, 414 nt
Organism: Theileria equi strain WA
Lineage: Eukaryota; Apicomplexa; Aconoidasida; Piroplasmida; Theileriidae
Product: ABC transporter, ATP-binding protein family member protein
Exons: 1
Coding region: 1-414 (137 amino acids)
Source: RefSeq, a predicted model, not a curated record